UCCUGAAAAAAAAAAACUAAUAGUUCAACAUUUCUACAAGAACUGAACUUUUUCAUCUUCACUCCUCUACAAAAAAAUUCAAAAACCCCAAAUUCCAAGAUCCAAGAACCAUUUUCAGUCUCCAUUCUUCAUCUAUGUAUUCUCUUAUCCUUAAAAUUUCAGUUUAUAUCUUUCAUUUGUAGUACAUUUUCUUGUAUAUAUUCUUUUUUUUCAGUAUUGGGUAUGUUGAACUGGAUGUUUAUUACAUAUUGAAGCAAAUUUGAUGCCUUUUUUCUUUUGGAUGAAGUGGGGUAGUCAUAUAUGUAUGUUGAGUUGUGGGGUUUGCUUUAUAUGAACCAUAUACAAAUAUAUAAUGUUGACUUGUAUUUGUUUUUGUCAACUCUGUUUGUGAUGCCUUGUGUUCUUGUUUUGGUGAAAGGAUAAUGCUAAAGAAUGAUGGGUUUGGUAGUAUAAGUUCAUUUAUGAUCAAUAGGGGGUUAGAGUAAUUUGUAUUGUGUUUUGACCCUGCAUAAUCAUGUGUAUUUACUUGUAUUAGUCUAUUUUCUUUGAAGAUUUUGGUGCUUUUAAUCAUUUUUUGUGUCGUCUGGAGGGGGAGGGGAGAUGGUGAACUAGGAAACUUUACCUAGAAUGGGGUACUUCAAACCUGGUUGAAUCAUUUUCGUGAAAAAUUCUGAUACUUGAGAAGCCCCCUAGGCUUUGGUCAAGAGGUAAGAGCACGACUUAUGAUGUGUGAGUGAGGUUCACUUUGUGGCUAACAGAAUGGUGUUUAAGUGGAGAAGGACAAAAGGGCGGGCAGAUUAUCUAUUGAGUUUUGAACGAUGCACCAUUGGCCGUUGGGGAUUUCUUGAUUAUAAGAAUUAAAAGUAGGAUAAAAAUUCUACUUGAGAACGAGUUACAAAACCACCCCUGCUACAAAACUUGCACCAGCUUACAUAUAAAUUGGACCGCAUUGUAGAAUUUGUAACGAAUGAGAUUUCUUGGAGGUAAAUUUGAUUGUGGACGCUUGCAAGUUGAACUGAUGAAUUACCCAUCAAAGUCUUAACUUGUUUGUGUAGAAGAAAUGAAUUUCAUGUUUUUUUUCAACUUAAUUUGUAUCGGUUUCAAACUAAAUUUAACAUUUAGAUAUAAGAUAUUAAGUCUAUUCUUACAAUGACUGUCAGCUUAUCCUAAUCCUCUUCCUUUAUGCCAACUUGAGAUUUGAGAUGAGUAAUGCUUUUAAAGCUCACAGGUGCUUUCUUGAAAAACUACUGCUCUCACCAAGUAGCAUUAUGAAAGGCGAAUAGAGCUAACGUUUGUUGGUUUCUUUUAAGCAUAAAUCACAGGUUUUUUAAUGAAGAAAGGUACAAAUGAAGAAAAAGAUGCAAACGUGUAUUCGUUUUUCAAGAACAACAAUUAUAAGAACAAAGGUACAAGUUAUAAUAUCUGGCGCCUUGAUGACUGCACUGAAGUGCCUGCUAAGUGACACAAAACAUUCAGCCUGUUUUGCUCCUAGUUUAUGGGUUUAAACUCACAUUCAGUGAGUUGUUGAUGCAUUGUGCAACACGUUUAGUUCGGGUUUUUACAUCAUUUGACAAUGUGCUUUAUAAUUGAUCUUAAGCAUUCUUUGGGCUGACUGCUGACUGAAGGACUUAUAGCUUUUAAGGAAAUUUAUAUACGUAGAUCAUGUGCUGAUACCAUUUUCUUUAGCUCUUCUCCACUGCUGAUUAGUUUUGCAGUCAUCCUUUUCUACGUGAGCGUAUUAUCUUACCUACUAGUACGAGAAAUUGUUUGAUGCUGUACCAGUUCAACACUAUACAGACAAUGUAAGUAUUUACUUGUUAGUUUAUAGUUAACCAUGUGAGUGUUUGACUCAUUAAAGUUUCCCUAGACCAAAAGCCUUCUACUAUUGGGGAGAGCGAAUUGACUGGCUAUUUAUCCUACUUAAACAAUAAUCUUUAUUUGUCUAGUGUUUUACCAUUUUCCUUGCAGUGAUUUUGUUGUGAUCUUUGGAUAGUUAUUCAUGUUUUUUUUUUUGCAAAUGGUAAUGUUGGUUAUUCAUUGUUUAUUAGUACAGCUGGUUUUACAUCUCCUCUUCUUUGAUGCAGAUUGAUGAGUAUGAAUGUGGUCCUGUAGGUUGUCUUAAAGCUUUGCUUUAGUGCCAUACCCUCAGUUAGAAACAAUAUAUCUUUCUUACUUUGUAAUUAAGCCUGAUACGGAAUUUCAUUUACGUAGCCCUGUCCAUGGAUACUCCUUCACCAUUCUCCCCUCCCUUUCCACUCCCAAAUACUAGCUCAAAGUUUCAGUCUCUAAAUCUCCAGCGUUAUUUAGAGCAACCAAAAGCACAACAACAUCAGCUGCAGCCACAACAAGCUGCUGUUGAACAACAACUGCAUACCACGUUACUUUCAAUCAAGACUACGACUGUUUCGCUAUCGGCACUGAUCGCGGUUUUGGAGUAUACAACUGUCCCUUUCGGUGAGUCCUUUUGUCGAAACUUUGAAAAUAUACGUGGUAUUGGAAUUAUUGAAAUGCCCUUUCGGAGAAAUAUAUUAGCCUUUGUUGGACAUGGAGACCACCCAAAAUAUCCGCGAAACAAGGUCAUGAUCUGGGAUGAUCAGCAAAGCCGUUGCAUCCAUGAGCUCUGUUUCUGGUCGGAGGUGCGCCGCAUCAGGCUUCUGAAGGACUGCCUCGUGGUAGUUCUUGAGCAUAAGAUAUUUGUCUAGAAUUUUUCUAAUCUGGAGUUGUUAUUUCAUAUUGAAACAACUACAAACCCAAAGAGGAUCUAUGAGGUUUCACAAACUGCUGAUCAUCUUGUAUUGGUAUGCCCUGGUCUGCAGAAGGGUCAAGUUUGGGUCAAACAUAGUGCUUCGAAAAGCAUGAAAUCUAUUGUAGCAACAUGAAUUCAGUUCUUGCAUGUUAUGCUCUUACGAGGAAAGGCAACCUGCUAGCAACAGCAAGCACCAAGGGUACACUAAUCCGGAUUUUCAACACGCUAGAAGGUACAUUGUUGCAGGAGGUAAGGAAUUUGCGUCGUCAUUGUUUUAGUUCGAUCAUGUUUUGCAUACUCUUUUGUUACAUAACGUGAAGUAAUCGCAGCAUCUCUGUUACUCAUAGUUGUUCUUCCAACUACCGUGUUCCUGUGGCAGCCUCUAGUUCAUUCUCCUUCAUCAGAGGUAUCUCUAAAGCAGAUUGAAGGUUUCUAGUUUAUAUUUUAAAAACUUAGAUGGGUACCCAUUCGUGCUCAAUAAAAUAUACUUACAAAUCCUUGUUAAGCAAUAAAAAAUCUUGCAUCUAAUUUUUAACUCUUCCCUAAGAACAUGACCUUCAUUUGCUGAUUUUGAGGCAUCUAUUUAAAUAGUGAAAUUAUUCUACUACAUGCACUCCAUGCUGGAAUUGUAAUUGACUACCAUUAUUCACGUUUAAAAAGUAAAUAAAUGCAUAAUCAAAUAUC
Molecule: messenger RNA, 3430 nt
Organism: Solanum lycopersicum (tomato)
Lineage: Eukaryota; Viridiplantae; Streptophyta; Magnoliopsida; Solanales; Solanaceae
Source: RefSeq, a predicted model, not a curated record